Molecule: messenger RNA, 1200 nt
Organism: Ascoidea rubescens DSM 1968
Lineage: Eukaryota; Fungi; Ascomycota; Saccharomycetes; Ascoideales; Ascoideaceae
Gene: POS5
Product: NADH kinase
Exons: 1
Coding region: 1-1200 (399 amino acids)
Biological process (GO): NADP+ biosynthetic process; NAD+ metabolic process
Molecular function (GO): NAD+ kinase activity
Source: RefSeq, a predicted model, not a curated record
AUGUUAGGUCUGAUCCCUGUCCUCAGAACAGCCCUUCACAGGCCUGUUUUCUCCAGACUCAACUCGUCUUUUGCUAUCUCCAAUCGCUUCUUCCAGUUCAACGACUGCAAAGAGUUGCCAGAUAGAAAAUACCCCAGUUUUGUUGCCAACGAGUACUCGAAGUUGAAGAACAUCAAGUGGGCCACCCCAUUGAACAACAUCUUGCUUGUCAAAAAGCCUAAGGAUCAAAAUGUCAGGCUAGCAAUGGUUAACUUCAUCAACUUCAUCCACGAAACAUACAGUACACAGGACAACAAGGUCAACAUCAUAGUUCCCUACGAUAUUGCUGAUGAGCUAUCACAAGUCUCGACAAAAGAGCCCAGUAUAUUACCAAAUUCUACUUCCUCUGCAAUUGAAAUCUUCACCUCCCAGCAGAUCAACCAGAUUAUCGAUAAGACUGAUUUGAUGGUCACUUUAGGUGGUGAUGGCACAAUUCUCAGAGCUGUUUCACUAUUCUCCAAUCUGUGUGUUCCUCCCAUAUUGUCUUUCUCUUUGGGCACUUUGGGGUUUUUGCUUCCUUUUGAUUUUAAAAACUGCAGAGAGGCCUUCAAUGCUGUCUAUUCCUCCAAUGCCAAAGCCAUCAACAGGUCAAGAAUACAAUGCCAUGUUCACAACCAAAAAUUAUACGCCAUGAAUGACAUUAUAAUCCACAGAGGUUCUCUACCUCAUUUGACGACAAUUGAUAUAUAUAUUGAUGGUGAGUUUCUCACUCAGUCGACUGGUGAUGGAAUAGUAUUAGCCACUCCAACUGGCUCAACUGCUUACUCUUUAAGCGCUGGAGGUUCAAUUGUUCAUCCCAUGGUUCCAUGUCUCUUGCUAUCUCCAAUCUGCCCAAGAUCUCUAUCGUUUAGACCUUUGGUUGUUCCAUCGACUUCGCACAUCAUGAUCAAAAUGAGAUCAAGGUCUUUGUUCAAUACUCCAAUAUCCAAAAUUAGUGUUGAUGGUGUUCUACUAAAAGAUUUAAACGAUGGCGAUGAGAUUCAUAUCGUGAAUGAAUCUGGCGCUAUAUUUCAGCCCAAUUAUAAACAAAUCCUUGAAUCAAACAACAAUUGCAAGUACAGUGGAAUUUACUGUAUAGCUAAAACUGAAUAUGACUGGACUAGAGGAAUCAAUGAAUUAUUAGGUUUUAAUUCGAGUUUCAAGGGUUUCGGUCGUCGAUAA